Messenger RNA from Neurospora tetraspora, 1191 nucleotides. RefSeq lists its product as uncharacterized. The transcript has 6 exons. Lineage: Eukaryota; Fungi; Ascomycota; Sordariomycetes; Sordariales; Sordariaceae. The coding region runs from base 1 to 1191 and encodes 396 amino acids. The record is from RefSeq and is a predicted model, not a curated record.
AUGUCACACUUGCCGAAUCCUUGGUGCACCCAAAAGGACGUGGAAGAGAAUGUGCCACUCGAAGAUAUCUCCACUGACCAGACACGUCCAAAACCAAAUAAUACUCCCAAUCCCAAAUAUGCUCGAACAUUCCACCCAUUCCCCAAACUCCCCACCGAGCUUCGCCUCCAAAUCUGGAGGUUAGCAGCAGAGUCAGCCUGCCGUAACAGAAAUGUCCACCGGGUGCGCUUAAAACUUGUGGCCGAUAUCUCUACCUCUCCAAAUCACAACAAUUAUGACUCCAAGACAUCCUCAACCUCUAGCACAAGGCCAAUCCUCCUCCCCACCCCCUCCCUCAUCCUCUCCACGCACGCCAGUCGUAACCUCCUCACCAUCUGCUCCGAGUCCCGUUCCGAAAUUCUCAACGGCCCCUCGGCCUCAUAUUUCUUACCAGACAAGCUGAUCCUCCGAACCCGAAUCCCAACCCCGACAACCGGUGGUGGUGGUCAAGCGCGUGAACGUGGGCGUGGGCGUGAGCGUGAACAUGAGCGUGCAGUGUGCGGAAUCCUCCACUGCAACCUCUCCCGAGACGUCAUCCUGCUAGAAAACAUCUCCUCCUCCGACGUCCUAGUCGAGAGCGAAACCGCCAUCAGGACACUUGGACAGCACCUGCUGGGUCCGUUGCGAGGCGUGGAGAACCUUGGGUUGGACUUUUUGGGCAGUCAAGGUAGCGUGGGACUUUCUUCCGGCUAUGAGUACAGUAGGGGAGAAAUGUGCGAUCUAGAGGAUAUGAUUGGCAAAUCGUCGAAAAACCAGGACGACGACUCGGAGAACAUCAACUGGUACAUGUACGGCGGGCAAUAUGCCGGUGAGUCAAAGUUAGACGAUGAUGACUGGUGGCGAAGGGUGGUGCCCUAUUACGAACUCUUGUGUUCGUUGGAGCAAGUUGCUAUCGGUCUGGAGGACAUGUUGCAUUUGCCGCCAACGCCAAGUUUCUUCUAUGAAGAAACGGAGUCGGGAUCUGGCGGGGCUGAAGAUUCGCCUGCCGAGGAGAUAUCUUCGUCAGGUUGGCUGCGGAAGGUGGUGCAUGUAGGGAUCUUGGGUCAGUUCGGGGGCCGAAGCUCCGGUUCUCGGAUGCUACCAGGUGUGGACGAUCUGGAAUGGGGGGGAGGAGGCGGUGGAAUCAUGAAUCCUGAUGGUUUCCAUAUCUGA